This is a messenger RNA of Puccinia triticina, 1278 nucleotides long. RefSeq lists its product as uncharacterized. The coding region runs from base 1 to 1278 and encodes 425 amino acids. The transcript is spliced from 3 exons. NCBI's taxonomy places the organism in Eukaryota, Fungi, Basidiomycota, Pucciniomycetes, Pucciniales, Pucciniaceae. The record is from RefSeq and is a predicted model, not a curated record.
AUGGACGAGGAAGUUGAUCACGCACCUGGGCCAGUGCACAGUCCUGAGACUGUGCCCAAAGACGUCUUGUUGCGUCCUCCUCGAGUCGCACCAGUUCACCUUGACUACUGCUUAUUCGUUCAAGUGCGCGUCCGCCCUGAUCCCCCUGAGCCUGGGGAAUGGAGAAAGAUAUCGCCUGACACCAACGUCAAUGAAUCCUGGAUGGUCAACAUUCAAUCUAUGACUUGGAAACACUUCCAAUCCGAAUACAUCAAGCAGAUAGUUCCUGGAAAGCCCUUCUUGGUUGAUUAUUUUCAAAGCGUCAACGAGACCAACAAGCUAUCUUGGUACGGGAAGAUCGAAAACGACUCAAAGUAUGGCAUUCAAACUCGGAUUGAAGGCCAGCUUGCCUUCGAGGACUUUGCAAUGCAAGCUUAUGAUGCAUACCCCAGCAGGGUUGAAAUCCGCGCCAUUAUGGAAGAGCCAGUGCAUGCAUUACAUGCUGAACACAUUUUGAUAAAACAGUUGGGCCCCCUUGACCCCUCGGAGGGAUCGGUGGACACCAGGAAGUAUAGCUUGCCCAAGAUCCCAUGCAAGAGGAGCCGGAUCGCCUUGGGCGGGGGCCGUGAUGGAAUGACGUCGGCUUGCCAAGAGGAGCCCUUCGACGGCAUUCAAGUCUUAGACCCGAUCACCGGCCUCUACAGUGCCAUCACCCCUAAAUUAUUACGACUAAACCCAAAAUCCCCGGCAUCAGCUCCGGCACACUAUGUCGACAUGCCUUUUUAUCUGAAAGUGGCACACUUGCCGGACACAGACGAGGUAACUUGUGCGCGACUGAUUGUCAACGGUAUCAUCCAUUGGACUUUCUUUCAAACUUCGAGCAAAGGCGAGCUGUUGAAGAUGGGCUUCCCAUUGGGAACCAGCCGUCUGCUUAGCGACGGGGUGUCCCAAUUACACCAAUACCUCCGGGAGCAUCCGAAGGGAAUCAUCAAUGACGGUGAAGUCAGCAACGGGUCCGCAUCAACCCCAUCAACCUCGAAAUUGGCUUCGCCGAAGGACCUUGAUCACCUGGAGACUUACCUGAAUGUUGCGCUCAUUGAAAAGAACGAUUUGUUGACGCGUGCGCUCAUGAAGAUCCACGGAAUAGUACACUGGUCUUUCUUCCGCAAAUCCUCGGAAGAUGAACUCACCGAGUUAGGAUUCUCUUUGGGGACUAGCCGACUGCUGAUCGCGGGAGUUGUGGAAAUGCAACUCAUGAUGGCAAACCACUCAACUCCGAAGGAACACUCCAAAAAGUAA